Molecule: messenger RNA, 1765 nt
Organism: Bufo bufo (common toad)
Lineage: Eukaryota; Metazoa; Chordata; Amphibia; Anura; Bufonidae
Product: cytochrome P450 2C3-like
Exons: 10
Coding region: 281-1546 (421 amino acids)
Biological process (GO): xenobiotic metabolic process
Cellular component (GO): cytoplasm; intracellular membrane-bounded organelle
Molecular function (GO): oxidoreductase activity, acting on paired donors, with incorporation or reduction of molecular oxygen, reduced flavin or flavoprotein as one donor, and incorporation of one atom of oxygen; iron ion binding; heme binding
Source: RefSeq, a predicted model, not a curated record
CAGGUGGAGUGACCAGAACUCAGCUGACAUUCACCAGAGUGGAGGAGCCGGAUGACACAGGAGCAAUGGACCUGACCACUAUCUUGCAUUCUCUCUCUCCUCUUCCUGUCCUCACUGUCUAUAUUCUUCAAUCAUGGUCUAUACAGCAUGGAUACCCAGCACUGCCUCCUGGACCUACCCCAAUUCCUUGGCUGGAACCCCCAGUACAUGGACAUAGAUAUGCUGCAAUACUUUCCAACAGCUCAGCCAGAAAUACGGCUCAAUAUUCACCAUCUGGAAAAUGUCAGAACCUAUGGUUGUUUUGUGCGGUUAUGAGACGGUGAAAGAAGCCCUGAUAGAUCACGCCGAGCAGUUCAGCGCGCGUCCGUAUAUCCCAAUGCUGCAUCUCUCCACCAAGGGAUAUGGUCUUCUUGGACCACGAUGGCGCUCACUCCGCCGCUUCACCAUGACAUCUCUCAGAAAUUUUGGGAUGGGAAAUAAUGUCAUGGAGAGAAGGGUACUGGCAGAGUCCAAGUAUCUUGUCCAGGCUGUAUCAGAGACUAGAGGGAAAUCCUUCCAGCCAAGAAUGCUCCUGGCCAGCGCUGUGGGAAACAUCAUCAGUUCUGUGCUGUUUGGAGAGCACUUUGAGUACAAGGAUGAGAAGCUCCAGGAACUUCUCAUGUCCACAUACAGAUACGUCAGAGGAACCAAUUCUCCACUAAGCACGAUCUGCAAUAUUUUCCCAGUUCUUCUGAAGAUCCCGUUCGUCAGACGUAAAGCCUUUAAAGAAUAUACUUUUCUGCAGACAUAUGUGACAAAACAUAUAAAGUACCACAAAGAGACUUUAAAACCGGAGUCACCUCGGGAUUUCAUGGACAAUUUCCUUCUGAAGAUAAAAGAGGUGAAACAUGAGAUGGAUCCAGAUUUCUGUGACACCAGUCUCAUCAUGGUGGUUACAGGACUGUUAACAGCCGGCACAGACACAACGGGUUCUACCCUAACAUUCAGCCUGAUGGUAAUGGCCCAUUAUCCAGACGUGCAAGCUAAAGUUCAGCAGGAGAUAGACGAGGUGACCAAGUCUUUGCGUCUCCCCGAGAUCAUGGAUAAACCCCAACUGCCGUAUACAAAUGCUGUCCUCCAUGAAGUGCAGAGAGUUCUCGACCUGGCUCCAACUGCAAUUCUCCAUGCCGUCACAGAAGACAUCAAUUUUAGAGGUUACACCCUCCCAAAGGGUGCAACCGUGAUCCCCUUCCUCACCUCCGUCCUGUCAGACCCAUCUCAGUGGGAGACUCCAGAAGAGUUCAACCCCAGACAUUUCUUGAAUGAGGAGGGCCAAUUCCGCACCAGGUUGGCGUUCAUGCCUUUCUCAGCAGGGAAGCGAGCUUGUCCUGGAGAGAACCUGGCCCGCAUGGAGCUCUUCCUGCUCCUCUCCGCUCUGCUCCAGAAAUUCACUUUUACCCUCCCCCCGGGGACACAACGUCAGAAUGUGAAGUUUCUGAGCCAAAACAAGCGUCCAAUCAUUUUAUCAGGAGAGUUAUGUGCUGAGCCUCGUUCCUUGUCCAAGUGACCACCUGCUGUCCAGUCGCACACCAUGGAAGAGAAUGAGAAGACGUGACAACACAGAAAAUGUUACCAAAAAGUCGCUGAAGAAAAAUGUUAUAGUGUUUACAAACUGAGGAAUAAUCUGGUGUGGGGAUUCGCUCUGAUAGACAGGGUGUGCGGACGCAGUACAGAGGCAAAUUACCAGUUCUUAUAUGAAUAUAUGUUUAUUCAUACAUAAAGCAAA